UUGGACAUUAGUCCAUAUAGUCCAUUAGUCCAUAUAACUUUUUUUGGACAUUAGUAAAAAAAAAAAAAAAAAAGGAAAGAAAGAAAAAGAUCUAAUUGGAGGGAGAGGGCCACUCUAUAACUUCCGCCCCUGAGAUUACAGCUUGCAGCUUCUCUCCUCCUCCGCUGACUCCACCUGGGGAGGUUUAAAGGCCAUGAGACACCUGAGACGCCUCACUGUGCUCAGACAUCUUACACUCACCUGUUUCACUUCUCUGCCUCUCACUCACUCAGUUGUUCAUUCUUUGCUCAGCACAGCCUUUCAUCUGCAAGUCUUCUGUUUUAUUGAUUCAUUUCUCUGUAACGUUUACUCUCCUGUUUUCCACCAUCUGCUCUUCUUCCUCCAUCCAUUCAUAUCUUCCAUCUCUGCACCCCAUCAUCUCCGCCUCCACCAUGAGUCUGAGUCGUACCAAGCGGAUCAGCUCCAGUAACUCCGUCCGGAGCAGCAGUGGGUCGAGGAGGCUGAGCGGUUUCGGUCCAGUUCAGGGGGGGUUCAGCGGCAUCUCCCUGAGCAGCAGUUCCCUCUAUGCUGGGACCAACGGGCACCACCACGGCCUGGGCACCCCUCUGGCAUCCCUGUCGGUCAACAAGAGCCUGCUGGCGCCCCUCAACCUGGAGAUCGACCCCAGCCUGUCCAUGAGCCGAACCCACGAGAAGGAGCAGAUCAAGAGCCUCAACAACCGCUUUGCAAGCUUCAUAGAUAAGGUGCGUUUCCUGGAGCAGCAGAAUAAGAUGCUUGAGACGAAGCUGGAGCUGCUGCAGGGCCAGGGGGUCGGCCGAUCCAACGUGGAGCCCCUGUUCGAGGCCUACAUGGCGGGUCUGAGGCGUCAGAUGGACCUGGUCAACAACGACAAGAUCAAACUGGACGGGGAGCUGAGGAACAUGCAGGGCCUGGUGGAGGACUACAAACACAAAUACGAGGACGAGAUUAACAAGAGAAACAAUCUGGAGAACGACUUCGUCAUCCUGAAGAAGGAUGUAGACUCAGCCUACCUGGUGAAGGCCGACCUGGAGGACAAGGUGGGAUCUCUGACCGAUGAAAUCAACUUCCUGCGCAACAUCUAUGAGGAGGAGCUGCGUGAGCUGCAGGCCAGCAUCAAAGACACCUCUGUGGUGGUGCAGAUGGACAACAGUCGCAGCCUGAACAUGGAGCAGAUCGUGGCCGAGGUCAAAGCUCAGUACGAGGAGAUCGCGGCCCGCAGCCGAGAGGAGGCAGAGGCCUGGUACAAGAGCAAAUUCGACCAGAUGUCGGUGCAGGCGAGCCAGUACGGAGACGAACUCCGCCUGGUGAAGGGAGAGGUGGCCGAGGUCAACCGCCUGAUCAGCCGACUGCAGAGCGAGAUAGAGGCCGUGAAGGCGCAGCGUGGCAGUCUGGAGAACCAGCUGGCUGAGGCGGAGGAGCGAGGAGAGCUGGCGGUGAAAGAAGCUAAAGCUCGGACCAGAGACCUGGAGGACGCACUGCAGAGGGCCAAGCAGGACAUGGCCAGGCAGCUCCGAGAGUAUCAGGACCUGAUGAAUGUGAAACUGGCUCUGGACAUCGAGAUCGCCACCUACAGGAAGCUGCUGGAAGGAGAGGAGGACAGACUGGGACAGCAGUCCAUCCUCAACAUCCAGGCCGUCUCCAGCAGCAGUAAUAAAAGUACUAAUGGUUACCACAGUAACAGCAGCUCUCCGGCUCCAAGGCUGCUGAUAAAGACGACUGAGACCAGAGACAGCAGCAGAUACAGCAUUCACUGAGAGGACACACACACACACACACACACACACACACACACACACACACACACACACACACACACACACACACACACACACACACACACAGGCAUGCGUGCAGUGGUGGAAUGUAACUAAGUACAUAUACUCACAUUACAAUAUUGUACUUUAUACUCCACUACAAUCUUAACUUACUAGAAUCACUUAUUAAUAUACAAUCACUGCAUUGAGUACUUUUAUUUUUAACACUUGAACUACAUUUUCCCGAUGAUACUUUUUUACAAAAGUAAUAUUUUGAAUGCAGGAUUUUUACUUGUAAUCAUGUAAUUUUACUGCGUGGUAUUAGUACUUUUCCUCAAGAAAAUUAUCUGAGUGUCUCUUCCACCACUGCGCACACACACACACACACACACACACACACACACACACACACACACACACACACACACACACACGUCUACACUUUUAUUUUUUAACAGGUGUCGUCUGUGUGCAGGCAGGUGUCAUAUAAUUACUAACUUUUACUUAGUGGUGAAUAAUGAAAAAAUAAAAUCAUUUAUUCAUAUGAACAUGGAAAAUUAAUGAAUUGGAAAUAGAACUGGGAUGUUUUUGUGUCUGAUAUGAUUUUAACAACAUAAAGAUUAUAACGUGUUAACUGUAGUUUAGUUAUACCCAGUAGCGUUGGGGGCCUUUAACCUUCUUUGGUUCUUAACCAACACUGAAGUAGACGUUGUAUUAUUUUCUGUGUUCAAUUAAUCUGUGGUGAGAUUAUUAGAAUAUAAGAAUAUUGUAGUUUUUAAAAUCAUUUUGGGGAUAUUCUGUUAUGCAUUUUACAUCCAACACAGUUUUGUGUCUUUUCCAGCUCAGUUUUUUUACUCUGGAGGUGUUUUUGUUAGAACGUACUUGAUGCUGUUAUCAGAUAAACUCGGUGUUUUAAACUACAGAUGUCAUGGGGUUUAAAUGUCUUUAUUACUUUACUGCCAUUGCAUUACAAAUAAAGUGAACAUUAACUAAAAGGA
Acanthopagrus latus (yellowfin seabream) is the source of this 2773-nucleotide messenger RNA. RefSeq names its product keratin, type II cytoskeletal 8. Lineage: Eukaryota; Metazoa; Chordata; Actinopteri; Spariformes; Sparidae. Gene Ontology annotation, molecular function: structural constituent of skin epidermis. The transcript is spliced from 11 exons. Gene Ontology annotation, biological process: keratinization; intermediate filament organization. The coding region runs from base 432 to 1775 and encodes 447 amino acids. Gene Ontology annotation, cellular component: keratin filament. The record is from RefSeq and is a predicted model, not a curated record.